Molecule: messenger RNA, 6915 nt
Organism: Dreissena polymorpha
Lineage: Eukaryota; Metazoa; Mollusca; Bivalvia; Myida; Dreissenidae
Product: neuroglian-like
Exons: 26
Coding region: 941-5047 (1368 amino acids)
Biological process (GO): cell-cell adhesion; brain development
Molecular function (GO): cell-cell adhesion mediator activity
Source: RefSeq, a predicted model, not a curated record
AAUGAAAGCGUGGAGUAAAAGUUCCAUAACUCUUUCUCCAAUAUUGACAAUAUUAUUAAAAUAGUAAUUUAGCAAUAAUUUUACCUUGCACUCUUAUUAUUCCAAUAUAAUUAUUAAUGAUAUUGCGAUGAAACUUGAUAUAGAUCUAUUUCGAAUACUGUGGGUAAGUACAAAGUGAAAGAACUAUAAAUCUCUUUUAUUUUUAUUUGGAGUUAUUGUCCUUGGUAUUUGUCUGGCGCACAGUCCAUAUAACAUAAUACUUUAUUGCAAAAAUGUAAUGUCAUUACUAAAAAAGUAUCAAAGGGAUUCACAUGAAACUUUAUAUAAUGAAAGAAAACUUUGAGAGGAAGUGCAAAGUAUAGGAACCAUAGAGCCUAACGUUUUGUUUAUAUAUGUUUUGUUGAAUGCCCUUUAAAAAUAUUUUUGUGUAAAGUUUCAGUAUAAUUGUAAAAAUGAAAUGUAUGAAUGGAUAACAUUAGGAUUACUGUUUUUCAAUUAGUAAAUACAACUUGCCUGCUUUCCCUUAUGUUGAAAACCAAGAUUCCUUGUUGAGAUAAAACAAUACCUCUGGUGUGUUUGCCACUUACUUUAGCAACAGCCGCCACGCAUGUUUUAUUAAUUAAAUAUUUUAAGUUAAUAAAUUUAUGUAUACACAUCACCUGACUCAUACAGUGAAUUAUGAAUUGAACAAUAUACAAUGUAAAGUAUGUUACAUCUAACGAAUCUCAAAGCUCUCCGCAUCCACUUCUUAGCAGACGAUGCUCAGUGGUAUGAUACCUAAGUCGGAAACGGCCCAUCUAAACCAACCAACCGAUUUGUAUACGGAUAUAACGAACCAUUCAAACUAAAACGCUAUUUACGUAAUAGCGGUGCUCUAAUUUCACUGUUUUGAAUUUGGACAGGUAAAUUCAGGUGAACACCAAGGAGAUAUUGUUUCAAGAUGGGACUGCAGGCAGUGAUAAGCCUUCUGUGUUUGGGGAUUGCGGUUGCAGUAAACCGGCCACCUAACAUGGUGAAACAUCCAGAAAUGGACAUUUGGUACAAACCUAUGGAAUCAGUGGAGAUAGCAUGCAUAGCUGAGGGAAUACCAAAUCCCAUCUAUAUUUGGAAAAGAAACGGGAUCGUUUUCAACCCUAGCGGUAACGAUGACAGAGUGGGCCAGUUACCCAAUCAAGGCACGAUUGUGUUCAUUAACCCAGAGCCAAAAGACGAGGGUAUUUUCCAGUGCUUUGCAGAUAAUGGCUAUGGUAUUGCUGCCUCUGUUCGUGUUAACUUUCGCGAGGCAAAACUGGCCCGGUUUCCCACUGACGAAAGGAAGCUAGAACUAAUUCCAGCUGGUAACUCCGCAACCCUGCAGUGCACGCCCCCUCAGAGCUUCCCACCUGCAGAUGUGUACUGGGUGAUCAAGGAGCGCGAUAACAGAUGGCAGGCUAUCAACUUUGACAAGAGAGUCAGCAUGGACAUUGAAGGUCGAUUGCGAAUCACAAAUGUGAAGAAAUCGGAUGAGUAUGGUGGGCGAGCCUACGCAUGUAUGGCCCUGAACUACUUCAUGAGGGACAACUCCAUUGGACCAGAAAUUGAAAUAAAAGUCACUGGGUCUACUGAACAGAAGCAUGCUGCGGCUGAGCUGUGGACCUCUCCCAGUGACCAGUUCUUUAAGAAGGGAUCCAUAGCCCGAAUGAAGUGUAUUUUCUCGGGAAACCCAACCCCGGAUGUGUACUGGGAGAGGGUCAAGGGCAGCCUGCCUGACCGGGCGUCCAUCAAGAGCUUCGGCCAGGAGCUGCAGAUCACCGAUGUACAGAUGGAGGAUGCGGGACAGUACCAGUGCAUGGGCCUCAACACGGAGUCCAAACAGCGGGCCACCAAGGCCUUUGAUGUGGGCAUUGAAUCUGCGCCAGAAUGGACAGAGGAACCAAAGAACCAAGAGAAGACGGAAGGGGAGAAGGCCACGUUCAUUUGCAAGGCUUUCGGGAUACCAGCCCCUGUGAUUGAAUGGUUCAUCAAUGGUGUCCCACUGGCGGAUUCCCCUGGUGCUGAGGGUGUAAGGGAUCCAAGAAUCUACAACAAUCCGAGAUUUCACAAGGUUGGCGACAACAACAUCACCUUGACGAACCUCACGCUUGAGGAUCAUAUGAGCAUCCAGUGUAACGCCAGUAACAAGCAAGGCUACGUCUUCUCUAACGUCUACCUCAAUGUUAUGAUAGACCAGGCACCCGAGAUAGAGCUGGAGCCCCCAGAUAGCAUCAAGGUUGCUGAGAGUCAGUCAGUUGUCAUUCCAUGUAUAGUACGGGGCAAACCAGACCCGCUGAUAGAGUGGUACAGGGACACGACCCUCAUCACCGGGGGCAGGUUCAAGAUUCUGCCUCUCGGUAGCCUAGAAAUAUCGCAAGUGGUAAUGGCAGAUGCAGGUAGAUACCACUGCCAGGCAUCAAACAAGUUUGGAUUCGUGAAAUCAGAAAAGAAUUGUUCAGUAGAAGUUAAACGUAGAACUCGCAUAGAACAGUUCCCAGAAGACCUGGAAGUUGUUGCAGGAUUCGAUGCAAAGUUCACGUGCUCAGGGUCCACAGAUUUUGACGAGGCACGCAAUAUGGUUGUUACCUGGGAGAAAGACGAUAAACCUGUUGCUACAAAUGAAAAUAGGAUGACCCAGAACUUCCAGGAUAAUUCUCUCACCAUCUCUGGCACGAUUGUUAGAGAUUCUGGGCGUUACACCUGCGUCAUCAGCAAUGGUCUUGACACAGACAGAGCUUUCGCAUUCCUUACUGUGAAAGCGCGUCCCGACCCCCCAGAUAGCGUGGAGAUCUAUCGAUGUCUUGAGAACAGAGCAGAGCUGAAGUGGAUCGAGGGCAUUGAGAACAAUGCUCCUGUCAACUACUUCAUUAUCCAGUACAACACGACCUUCAACCCCGACCAGUGGGUUUCCGCGGUAACCGUUAACUAUACGGAGAAUACCGCCAUCAUUGACCUGUCUCCAUGGGUGAAUUACACGUUCAGGGUCAUUGCCCAGAACAAGAUCGGAAUGAGUGUCCCUAGUUUGCAUACACCAACAGUCUGUCGCACGAAUCCGACAGUGCCGUUUAGGAAUCCUGCCAACGUGAAGGCCAUUGGAGAUAGAAGAAAUAAAUUGAAGAUUGAGUGGACACCAAUGAAUCAAAUGGAGCACAAUGGGCGUGGCUUCAAAUACUCGCUCACCUAUCACCGCUCUGGCCAGCAACCCCAGACCCUACUUAUAGAUGACUGGCGUAACAACAGUGUAGAGAUAAAUGCCAAUGACCCAUAUGAACCAUACCAGGUCAAAAUACAGGCCAAGAACAGCAUGGGCGAUUCCUCCGCCAACGUGAAUAAUUACACUCUGUAUUCAUAUGAAGACGUUCCUAGUGGCAUAGUUUCCAACGUCGAAGUGUCUGAGAUCAGUGCCUCAUCAGCUCGUCUGACAUGGACUUGGGACAAGGUCUGGAUGGAGGAGUCAGGGGCCAUCAAUCAGAUACACGGAGAGUUCCGAGGGUUCAGGAUAGGGUUUUGGCGUGCUGAAGAGAAGGCGUCGACAUUCACUGAAGUAGAAGUGCCUUAUAGAGAGGUCUUACCAAAAGAAGUGCCCUCCGGAACACUGACAGUGAAAUCAUCGUAUCUACUUAAAGGACUUACACCGUACUCCACCAUGCAACUGCAGAUCUGCCUGGCCAACAAUUUCUAUGUGGGACCCCCUAGUCCUCAUAUAGCAUUCCAGACGUUUGAAGGAGUACCUGGUCCAGUGCUUGGCCUGGAGGCACGGGUUCGAAGCAGUAACUCGUUCAACCUGGUGUGGAGGCCGCCUGAGCGUGCAGACCGCAAUGGAGUCAUAGUUGGCUAUGACAUUGCCUAUCAGACAGUUAUUGGUCUGGAACUGGGAUCGUUCCAUGACCGUGACGAUCAGAUUGACGACCCGAACGCUGUGAGUGGUGUCCUUAGUGGGCUGCUGCCCAACACCAAGUAUCGCAUAUACGUCUUCGCCAGGACCAAGCUCGGGCGUGGGGAAGAGGCAUUCAUCGAAGUGCGAACCACAGAGAAAGCUGCUAUUGGUGUACCUCAAUUUGAUGUUAGAGACAUAAGAGAGACAACAUUAAAUGUGACCUGGGCACCUGAUGCUUACUUUGGACGGCACAUCGUUCACUAUGUGGAAUUCAGGAUAGAUGGCUCUGCCGACUGGAUGCGGUCCACUGACGAGGUUAUGUUGAACCAUAAAGUGAUCACUGACCUGGAACGGGGCACCUACUAUGAGGUGCGUGUGGUUGCCUUUGAUGGCUUGUACAGAGCCAGCAGUGAAACCAAGGUGGUCGGGACAGUAGGUUUUGCUGCUGCUAGGUCCCUUGGGUCCAACUAUGGCUGGUUCAUAGGACUGCUGGUGGGUGGGGUGCUGUUGAUUGGUGGAUGUGUGUUCAUCUACCUGAUGCACAGAUGGCGCAAACAGGCUGGCAUCAAGGACCAGCCAAAGACAUACAAAGUUGAGGCGGGUGGUAGUGAGAAGGAUAAGAUGUACCACGAUGAGACGUACGAUGACAGGCCAAGAUAUAAGAAGGACAAGUACAAAGACCCUGGUGGCAUGGACGAACAGGAAUAUCUGAAAGGAGCGAACGGUGCAGACUAUGAUAGAUACGACCGCAAUCAUGACGACCAUGAUGGUGGUGACCAUGACGAUUACUCUGACAGGGACCGGGAUUCUUACCAGGAUCAUGAUGACCGGGAUCACGACUCUUACCGGGAUAGAGACCGGGAUCAUUCUGACCGGGACAGAGACUCCUACAGAGAUGAUGAUGACUACAGGGAUCACGAUAGGGACUCUUACAGGGAGUACGAUGAUGACGACAAUGAUGACAAUCAUAGGGAUGAUGAGCGCACACGUAUACACCCCGAUAGGAGUGAUCCAGAAGACCCAGACAGCGUCUCCAUGCGGGACGACCAACGGGGUUACGGGGAAUAUCAGGAGGAGGCCUCCAAGUUUGAUAAGCGGGGAGCACCUAUACCGGCCCCUCGACCUCUCCAUAAACCUAGAUCUGUCACCGACUUGUAGGAUUUAAGGAUUACCUCACCCACUCAUGGCAUAGCAUAGAUUAACCUUAACUCUUUCAGUGCUGGAACCGAAUUUUGAAGGCCUUUGCAAACAGUUUUGAUCCAGAUGAGACGCCACAGAACGUGGCGUCUCAUCAGGAUCCGAACUGUUUGCUAUUCUGAUAGUAUUCUUUGAAAAAAAAUCAAAGAAAAUGCUAAUUUUUAAAAUUCAGCAGACGACAUUUUAGCAGACGACAAAUUUCCCAGCAUGCAAAGGGUAAAGGGGAGAUUUAUAGGCUUCAAUGAGUAUCCUGCCACUCGUGGCAUAGCAUAGAUUUAUUUGAUGAUUCAUACUUCUGCAUUGUAUUUUUCUUCAUUGGAUUGUACAGAAUUUGGUGAUCACUUACCAUGUCUAAGUUUUAUGUGUUUAAAUCUGUGUGUCUACAGGUGCACAUAUCUUUGGGUGCAAUUUUGUAGUUGUCCUGUUGACUGCAUUUCAUAUUUAAAGAUUAAUAGGUUUUGAAAUAUACAUUCCAACGUCUUGCAUUAGGUUGAAGUUAAAUGUUUAUAGUCAUUUAACAUUUUCAGUAGCUAUUAAAAUGAUAACAUGGAUAUUGCUUUGGAGUUUUAGCCAUGCUUAAGUCCAAGCUUGCUAUUUAUACUGGUUAUAAGGUUUCUAUUCCUUCGAAUUCCCAAACAACAUGUGUUUAUGUAGUGCUAUAUAUUAACUUACACAAUAUUAUUUAUGUAUUCACGCUUAAUAUAAUUCAUCCAUGUAUGUGAACACUCUACAUUUUGUUGUAUGCGAGUUUCUAUUUUAUUUUAAAGACUGCAAUUUUUUACUGAUUAGAUUUGUGUUCUGGAAUUGUUCUGUACAGUUAUUGUAGCAACAUUAGUAAGUUUAAGGAAAUGUGAGUCAUCGAGGUUAGGUGACAUUUUUUGUCAUAAUAUUUUUUUAUCUGUUAUUUUGUAUGUUGUUAGAAAGAUUUCAAGAUUGAUCUCUCUUAAUCUUUGUACUAGAAUCCAUAAAAAAAUUGAAUUAUAAGAUUUACAAACAAAUCAAAAUUAUAUUUUUGACUUUAUUUAAAGUAUGUUUGUUAUUUAUCCUUGUGCUCAAAAGAACAGGAAGUUAAAAACUUCUAUGUAAUUGUGAUUUGUUUGUUUCGAAUUGCAUUUUAACACAAUUUGUUAAAAUGUGGGUUAUACAUAACACACAGAAUAACACGAUGAACAAAAAGUGUAAAAACUAUUUUAGGGAAAAUUGAAUGAUUUGAAAGAAAAACGCUUGAGAAUGAUGCCUCAUUUCUGCCCUGGUUUCAUAAUUAAAGCAAACUAGCCUUGAAAUGCAGUAGUAAAAAUAACAACUAAUCUAAUUAGUGUAUGGCGCGUAUAAUGCCAAAACAACUGAGAAAGUUUCAUCCAUUGUUGAUAUGAAAAUUAUUUGUUAAUCCUGUAAGUUGUAUAGUAUAGGAUAAAUAAAGUCAUCUGUAUGUAUGUUUUUGUUAAUCGUUAAUUUAUCAGUUUAAAACUACCAUUAGUUGCUGUUUGAUACAGGACAUAAAUAUGGCGCUUUUAUACAUUUUCAAAUUUGAAACUUGCAUAUACUUGAUAUAAAAAAAGUGUAAGAUAUGUUGUUUCUUGCAUUUUAAAGUCUGAAUUAUUUUCCUUUUACAUUAUUGCUGUUUCCUGAAAAAUACAUAAAUAAUAAUAACUGUUAUGCUAAUGGUAAUAAGUUAGUUCACUUGAGCACAAAGUGCCUGGGGACAUUGUUUCAGUUUUUGUCUGUUUCAGUUUUAUUUCUUGCUGGUGCUAGAUGUGAAAGGUUGUAAUACUGUUAUUGCUUUGUGCUUUUUUUUAAUUUGAAGCACAUAUCAAUAUGUUUUACAGAUU